AUGGAGCAAGCAAUCCGGCUUCUCGACGACCAGAGCACCCGGAGCGAAACCAUUGGACGUGGUGGUGGUGACGACGAGGAGGCCUUAACCAUCCAGGCCCUCCAGACGCGGCGGUCAAGAUGGCGCACUACGGGCUCGAAAACGCUCAGCGUGCUCCGACACCUCCUACCGAGCUAUCUACAUGCUCAACAGCGGGCGGUGGGUGAGCUUCAUCCCACGGCAUAUCUCGACGCACUACGAGGGUAUGCGUCGGUGAUGGUCUUCAUCUAUCAUACCUUUGGGCUUCCCAACAUCUGGUGGCUGCGGCUGCCCAUCAUCCGGGUCGUGUUCGACAGCGGAGCCGGCAUGGUGGCCAUCUUCUUCGUCAUCUCGGGCUACGUGCUAAGCUACCGUAUGCUCAAGAUGAUCCGCACCCGACAAGCGGCGCGGCUGCACGACUCGCUAGCGUCGUCAAUAUUCCGCCGCUUCAUCCGACUGUACGGGUCGACGGGCGUCGCCACCUUUAUCGCUGCCAUCAUGGUGACGCUGCGCUGGUACAUUCCGUACGGGAUGACGCCGCGCGACACAUUCUUCGCCCAGAUGUGGGACUGGUUCCUGGACUUUGCCGCCAGCAGCAACCCGUUCGCCAACAUCGACGGUUGGAUACACGAAGGCGUGUUCCACACCCAUUACCUCGACCAGAUGUGGACCAUCCCCAUCGAAUACCGCGGCAGCAUCGUGUUGUUUGUCUUCAGCACCGCGUCCAGCAAGCUGUCGACGACGGCCCGCUGGGUCUUCCUCUGGAUCGUCGUGCUGCUGUCUUAUUACUGGCGGGCCGUCUACGUGGCCGAGUUCCUGUUGGGCAUGUUCGUCGCCGACCUGUCGCUGUCUCGCCACCCGGAGCGACUGGGCCCUCCUCCCUCUCUUCUCCCUCGACUAGUGCCCUUGCCCGUGCCUGGAUUCGUGCCCGUACCCUCGACGGAAAGCGAAGCUGCAGCUGCUACCGAAGGCGACAUUGAAACUGAACCUGAAACUGAGAGCCAGAUCGAUGAGAAAUCCCAGACACUGCUCGCUGUCCGCUGGCGACGCAGUCCUGCUGCCACCGCCGCCGCCGCCAUCGCCUCGCGCGUCGGAUGGGUCAUGCUGCUCCUGCUCUCCUUGGUCCUGCUCGGCCAGCCCGACCGCCAACACACCCCGGACCUGGGCGCCACCAAUGGCGAUUUUCCCUGGCCCUACCUCAUCCGGCUGAUUCCGUCCUAUUACGGCGAUGCCGCCUAUACCUUCUGGCUGGGGAUCGGCGCCUUCCUGCUGGUGCUGUCUCUCGACUCGUGCCGUAUGCUCCAGCUACCCUUUGAGUGGCGGUUUUCCCAGUAUCUCGGCGACCUGUCCUUCGGCAUCUACGCCAUGCACUGGCCGAUUUAUUACGGUUUCUACCGCACCGUCGUCGAGCCGUGGCGCGUCGUCCAUCUCGGCAACUCGCAUCUCGCCCGCAUCCCCGGCGCCCUGCUCGAUGCCAUCCUCGUCCUCUGGGCUGCAGACUACUUCACCCGCCUGGACAGAUUGGUGGUACGGUCGGCCAGGUGGUUGCAAAACAAGACUUUUUUGAAGUGGGAAUGA
Messenger RNA from Capronia epimyces CBS 606.96, 1596 nucleotides. RefSeq lists its product as uncharacterized. Gene Ontology annotation, biological process: polysaccharide biosynthetic process. Bases 1 to 1596 code for a protein of 531 amino acids. Gene Ontology annotation, molecular function: acyltransferase activity, transferring groups other than amino-acyl groups. The record is from RefSeq and is a predicted model, not a curated record. Gene Ontology annotation, cellular component: membrane. The transcript has a single exon. NCBI's taxonomy places the organism in Eukaryota, Fungi, Ascomycota, Eurotiomycetes, Chaetothyriales, Herpotrichiellaceae.